Messenger RNA from Glarea lozoyensis ATCC 20868, 1737 nucleotides. RefSeq names its product Alkaline phosphatase-like protein. NCBI's taxonomy places the organism in Eukaryota, Fungi, Ascomycota, Leotiomycetes, Helotiales, Helotiaceae. Bases 1 to 1737 code for a protein of 578 amino acids. The record is from RefSeq and is a predicted model, not a curated record. Gene Ontology annotation, molecular function: sulfuric ester hydrolase activity. The transcript has 2 exons.
AUGGCUCCUGAUUUGAACUCAGUACCGCUCUCCCCACGAACUCAAUUCGCAACACCUCCCUCUGGAUUGUCUCAAUCGCCUCCUACCCAAUAUGCCCGUCCAUCUGGGAAGAAGCCGAAUAUCUUGUAUAUUAUGGCAGAUCAACUCGCGGCGCCACUUUUAAAGAUGCACAAUCCUUCGUCGGUAAUCAAGACGCCAAACCUCGAUGCUCUAGCCAAAGAUGCCGUCCUUUUUGAUUCAGCAUAUUGCCCUUCACCUUUAUGUGCGCCUUCCCGAAUGUCCAUGGUGUCAGGCCAGCUUCCUACCAAGAUUGGCUCCUACGACAAUGCCUCUUCGAUCGAUCCAAGCAUUCCAACAUAUGCUCACUAUCUACGAGCCGCUGGAUAUGAAACUACACUGGCAGGAAAGAUGCACUUUAUUGGAGAGCAGUUGCAUGGAUACGAGAGCAGAUUGACAAGCGACAUAUAUCCAGGUGACUAUGGAUGGUCAGUGAAUUGGGAGGAACCGGAUCGCAGAUUGGAAUGGUAUCACAAUGCAAGUUCGAUUCUUCAAGCAGGACCUUGUGUUCGAAGCAAUCAACUUGAUUACGACGAGGAGGUCAUGUACAAAUCCAAGCAAUUCCUGUACGACCACGUCCGCAAAGGCGCCAACACUCGUCCCUUCUGCAUGACUGUCUCUCUUACUCACCCACACGACCCAUACACAAUUGAGAAAAAGUACUGGGAUAUGUAUGAGGAUGUUGAUAUUCCACUACCAGAUGUCAACAUUCCUCAAGAGGAGCUAGACUCCCACAGUCAACGUCUUCUUCGGGUCUGUGAUCUCUGGGGCAAGAAAUUUACUCAUGACGAGAUCAAGAGAGCCAGACGUGCAUACUUCGGUGCUGUUUCUUAUGUCGAUGAUUGCAUUGGCAAGUUGAUUCAAACUCUCAAAGAUUGUCGACUUGACCAAGACACCAUCAUUGUCUUUAGCGGAGAUCACGGAGAUAUGUUAGGCGAGCGAGGAUUGUGGUACAAGAUGUCUUACUUUGAGGCUUCUGUUCGUGUUCCACUCCUUGUUCAUCACCCUGCAACCUUCAAGCCACAUCGUGUAUCCUCCAACGUCUCUACUCUUGACAUCUUACCAACCCUCGUUGACAUUGUCAAGUCGAAAUUGUGGGACGGCUUACCAAUGGAUGGCAAUUCCUUAUUACCACAUCUUGAAGAAAGAUCCGGUGGUUCCGAUACCGUCUUUGCUGAAUAUUGCGGUGAAGGCACCAUCGCUCCAAUGAUGAUGAUCCGCCGUGGUGAUUGGAAAUACAUCACGUGUCCAGCUGAUCCUGAUCAAUUAUACAAUCUUGCUACCGAUCCAAAAGAAAUCGUCAAUCUAGCAUCUCUUCCAUCCAAGCACCCACUGAUAACUGCGGAAGUGUCCCAGAUCUUAUCCGACUUUGUCGCCGAAGCCAAGGCGAAAUGGGAUAUGGAAAAGAUAACCUCCGAUGUACUCAUCUCUCAAAAGCAACGUCGAUUGGUGUGGUCCGCAUUGAAACAAGGUGCAUUUACCAGUUGGGAUCAUAACCCGAACGACGACGGUCGGGAAAAGUAUAUUCGUUCUCACAUGCAUCUCGAUGAUUUGGAGCUACGAGCAAGAUAUCCUGCAGUCGAUGCAAAGGGUCGAGAGAUGUAUGCGGGAUUGGGUGGAAUGGGAGCCGGUGGCAUGGGAGGCGUCAUUACUGGUCAAGCUGGAGCCUAUGGACAGUGA